CUUGCCUUUCCCCACUCCAGCUCGUUGCACCCCCACCACCCAAUGCACCCCGCCGUCACCUCCAGGGUUCAACCUUCUGCGCAAGCAAGCAAGCAACAGCUCUCUCUCUCUCUCUCUCUCUCUCUCUCUAUCUGUCUCUCUCAGCCUGUGAUGAUGGGCCCACCGUCGUCAUCGGUGUAGAAGAGACACGAGAAAAAAGCAUGUGAGCCUGCUCAGCCAGCCGCCAGCUAGGCUUCAGCUCAGCAUCCAGGCUCAGCCAUUGCAUCUUGCGUUGGCCUGCACGAGCAGAGAGACCUUGCAGGGACAGCAUCCCGGCACAGCCGAGCUUGCCUGCUUGCUUUAGCGAGGCCCACGAUAUGCACGAGCUCAACCUCGACCUCAUUCUGUUUGGGAAAAUCCCAUGAUCUUGGACAGGUCUCCAUGCUGACUGCAGCAGACCAACAGCAAUCUUCACCACGCCAUUCCAACUCUUGUUCCUAGCGCAUACGACCUAGUACUUACGGACGACUCCUCUUUUCCUGCCUGGCCUUUUUGCUACCAACACCACGCCGCGGUACCAGUCUACCGAGUACCACCAACCCACACCAGGCAUCCAUCCAUCCCUCGGGCCAACACGAUAAAUCGCCCUGGCCCCCACACCACCUACCCCCCUUUCUCUGCCCACUGGCACGCCUCCUCCCGAACACGACACCCAACCCGCCUGCCUACAAGACGGAAGCAUGCCGACCACCCCGUCCAACCCGAGCUCGAGCAGCGUCUUCCUCCCGUCGCCAAAUGCGAUCCCGCCACGCACCUCCUCCACAGGCCAACACGCCACCAGCUCCUCCCUCCUAGCAGCAGCCGCCGCCUCGCCCUCCUCGAGAGCCUCCAUCCUCCGCCCCGUCCCCGAGGCCGACUGGAUCGGCUCCGGCACCCCGCCCUACCACCACCGCUCCCCGCCCACCGCCGCCUCCUCCUCCUCCUCCUCCCCCUCCGCCGCAAAGCGCCCGCGCCGCUCCUCGCUCCCCUCGACCUCCAUCCUCGCCAACAUGUCCCAGAGGCCCCCGCCCCCGCCCGACCCCUCGCGCUACGCCCACGACGACUUCAACUUCAUCGGCGGGCCCAAGUCCUGGGCCCCCGACAAGGACCGCGUCAUCCUGGGGCCCUACGAGUACCUCAACGAGCAGCGCGGCAAGGACUUCCGCUCCCAGCUCAUCGCCGCCUUCAACGCCUGGCUCGACGUGCCCCCCGCCAGCAUCGAGGUCAUCACCAAGGUCGUCGGCAUGCUCCACACCGCCUCCCUGCUCAUCGACGACGUCGAGGACAACAGCCUGCUGCGCCGCGGCCUCCCCGUCGCCCACGCCCUCUACGGCGUCCCCCAGACCAUCAACUCGGCAAACUACGUCUACUUCUGCGCCCUCGAGGAGCUGCAGAAGCUCGGCAACCCCACCUGCGUCGCCGUCUUCGCCGACGAGCUGCUCAACCUCCACCGCGGCCAGGGCAUGGACCUCUUCUGGCGCGACACCCUCACCUGCCCCACCGAGGACGAGUACCUCGAGAUGGUCGGCAACAAGACCGGCGGCCUCUUCAGGCUGGGGAUAAAGCUCAUGCAGGCCGAGAGCCCGCGGUGUAGGGCGUCGUCAUCCCCCUCCGCCGCGCAGCCCCCGAUCGACUGCGUCCCCCUCAUCAACCUCAUCGGCCUCAUCUUCCAGAUCCGCGACGACUACCAGAACCUGCGGUCCCCAGAGUACAGCGACAACAAGGGGCUGGCGGAGGACCUGACCGAAGGGAAAUUCAGCUUCCCCGUCAUCCACGCCGUGCGCGCCGACCCGGCCGACCUGCGCCUGCUCAACAUCCUGCGCCAGCGCACCGCCGACGACGAGGUCAAGCGCUACGCCGUCGCGCACAUGGAGGCCGCGGGGUCGUUCGCGUACACCCGCGCCGUGCUCGAGGUCCUCAUCGCGCGGGCGCGCCGCGUCGCCGAGGACAUCGAGCGGGUCGUUGCUUCCACCGCUGCUGCCGAGGGGGGUGAUGGCGGGGUGGCGCGCAACAAGGGCAUCGGGGCUAUCCUUGACAAGAUGGUCAUCGGGGGCGCGGGGGAGAUGCACUUCCCCGCCAAGAAGAACUAGCUGGGCGGGUUCCGGGUGUGGCGGGGGGUGUUGAUGUGUUGAGUGAGGUGUUAUAAUAUGUCUCGCCGUGUGUGUGUGUGUGUGUGAAUGUGAUCACGGGGAAAGGCUGGUUCCGGCGGCGUUGAACGGGCCUGAGCUGUCUGUUGCCUACGGCAUACUGCUUGCCACACAUAUCUGCGCCUUCUCAGUACUUAUUUUUUUGAAUCUUAUAAUGAUAUCCCCCCUUGUACACACAUAUAUAUCCAUCCAUUGCGCACGUGGCAAGUCCGGUAUGCGAGGGGAAGAUGAACAACCAAAUGUGAAUUCGAAGAGGGGGGGAGGGGACAUGAUGUAUGUGUCCUCUCUCUCUCAUCACCUCUGCCUCCUGGGUCUUUAAUGUCCUUGUGGCCCGCCCGACUUCACCAUCAUCUGUCUAUCCCCCGCCGCCCCCGGCGCCGGGGGCCACAAACACCUGAGCAAGCAGACGGGCAUAAUGGCGAGUAGACCGGUGAUGCAUAAUACAGUUGACAGAUAGAUAGAUACCUAGAUACGAUACGCGCCUUGCACCGCCCGGCAGAGCCCGGAGUGAGGAUGUUCGUCCGAAAUUUGCCCCUUCGCCCCUCCCCCCCCCCCCCCCACAACACCACCUCCGAAACAAGACAUACAUACAUAUUUAUCUGACAGGACAUCCCAACGCCGAAUAAUCACGUGGCAAGGAUAGCACGCAGGCAGGCAGACAGGCAGACAGGCAGACAGACAAGGAAAACAAACGGUGUAGGUAUCGUUAGCAGUGAGCUGCAGAGGGAUAUAGAUGCAUACACACACACACAUACCUGUAUAUAUAGCUACUAGUAGACAAUAACCUAAUGAC
Diaporthe batatas is the source of this 2958-nucleotide messenger RNA. RefSeq lists its product as uncharacterized. Gene Ontology annotation, molecular function: prenyltransferase activity. Lineage: Eukaryota; Fungi; Ascomycota; Sordariomycetes; Diaporthales; Diaporthaceae. Gene Ontology annotation, biological process: isoprenoid biosynthetic process. The coding region runs from base 720 to 2108 and encodes 462 amino acids. The transcript has a single exon. The record is from RefSeq and is a predicted model, not a curated record.